AUGGCAAUGCAAGCUAUAUACCAAAGCCCGCCAGCUGCGAGUGCAUUCCCGACACCUUCCACAACCCCGAAGCGACCUCCUUCCACGCAUGCACGAGGAGAUUUCUCACCCGGUCAUACAUCAUCGCCCGUCUCUCUCCCAAACCAUAUCUCAUCCCCCGAUGGACGCAGCGAUUUCGACGAUGUGGUAGACGAAGACGUCAUAUCCCCGCUGGAUCCGCGAAGGUUUACACCAACAUUGCACGCCUCUCUUGUCUCCGAGAUUCUUGCCUUACGGCGAGAUGUAGAGAGCAAGACGAAAGCUAUCGAUGUCUUGGAGAACACUUUGGAGGAGUCGCGAACAGAGAAUGAGGAACUAAGCGAACGUUUGACCAAGCACUCGAAAGAGUCGCGAUCACUAAAACAUCAAUUACAACUGUUGGAAGGUGGUAGCUCGUCAGCGCUCACAGAGCUAGCCAAAGAGAGAGAUAGCGCGCUAGAUGGCAUAUCGGAAGUUCGCAGGAAGCUCGAGCAGGCGCAAAAGAAGGCUAGGAACCGAGAGGAAGAAUUGGAAAGAAGUACAAAAUUAUGGACUCGUGAUAAGGAUGUCUGGGAUGGUGAACGUAGGAAUCUGGAGCGAAAGAUUCAUGUGGUUGAGGGCCGCCUUAAAGUUGUUUUAAAUGAGGUUGCCGCUGCCCAAGCUUCCGGCACCAGGGAGCCUACGUCAAACGACGGACAGGAUGUGAUGAAAGAAGCAUCUACUGGGAAGGACAGUGACUCGGUAAGCAGAUACUCGAGCAGUCCAGGACGACGCAGGACCAGCGUCACAAGCCUGAGCAGUGCCGGUAGCGACGGGGAUGAGUUCCACUAUGGCCGUUAUUCGGUUAUGAGCGCUGCCAAUAUGCUAGGAUCCCAGGCGAAUCUUGCAGACGAGCUUGCAUUCGAUGAGAACGAUGAGUUCGACCUUGAUGACGAAUCGAACCCUCAGUCUCCUGAGGCUCUUCCCGAGGAGCGUCCUGCUUCCGUUCAUUCUCAAAUGUCUCACACAAUGGGCAUGGAUGCCAAAGCAAGAAAGAUACUCGGUCUCUCACUCAACGAGAGUGUGGAUGGCUAUGCGGUGAAAACAGAGGGGCCUCCAGAGCUCAAGGAAUCGCCUACUGUUCAAACACCACCCGUUAAAUAUCAAGAUUCCGGUGUCCAGUACUCUCCGCCUCCAUCGCCUGCUCUCUCUCCAACGCGCAAUGAGCCGGUUGAAGAUAGUAUGGAAGAUGUGAAUGGCAUGAAGCUAUCAUUAUACCAGACAAAGGACAGCAGCACGUCAACCUUACCCAUUGAUAUGGUGUCAACUUCAUCCCAGACAGUCGACGAUCUUCCUACCCCGCCAUGGACACCGAGAGUCGAAGCACCAUCAGAUGUUGAACAAAUCACCAUGGUUUCGGCUUCUGUGCAAACGGAGACCCGAACAGAACCCUACGAUGAGCCAGAGCCUGCCGAGCCCCCCACAAAACCAACACAUAUGGAGGUUCCAAUGAUUGCAAUUCAUCCUCCUGUAUCUGAGCCUCCUUCUCCCCGAGGGAGUGUGGUUCUGCCGCCUCAAACCAAGAGUGUUUCAUGUCAGGCCAGCUUUGAACCAACCAGGGAAACCCGAACGACUGGUAUCCAGACUGAGCCCAUCCGUAUUGAUCAACGACCCGUUAAACUCCCAGCGAGCCUGCUACCGUCUGCCAUUCAGGAUCUUCCUCUUAGCACAGCUACACAAGAGCACCAUAUUCAGCCAUACCACGCCCCGCCUCCCAGGGCAGUCAAGUGCGAGAGAAAACAGCCACCUGUGGUUGAAAUACCAACCGAUACGACAGCACCAGAUAAACCUAAACAUAUUCAAGCUUAUCCAGGCAAUAACGACAACGGGCCGUUAUCAGGCGACUCGAAGCCUAACCUAAGGCGGCCUUUGCGGUCAAGCAGUCUUUUUGCUGGUUUCGAACAGACCAGCGACGAUGAGUCGCCCGAGGCCGCUAGAGAUGUGUUCACCGAUGAUGAACUGCUUAAUCGACCAUUCGCAUCAUACAAGGUGCGGAAGGGAAAGCUUGUUUCUGCCCACGAGCGCCGCCGCAGUUUGGAGGAUGCCAUGCUGCCGGAUCUUACUGAGGAUCUCGACUCCGAGUCCCACUUUGAGGGAGGAGCCGAAAAUCUAUUUCCCAGCCCGCCAGGGUCCUCUUGGUCACGUUCUGGAGCUCUAGGCCUCCGGCAGCAAGAUAUGCGUAAAGCGGCAAUGAUCUCCAGCGGAGCAGCGACGCAUCAGAGGAUACGGAUGCGCAGCCCAAGCGAACCGAGCAUCGACAGUGGUAGUGGCAGCAAUUCUUCGAGCGUCGCACCUCCAUUCCCAGUUCCUAUCCGACUCAGUUCCAGGAAGUUUCCACAAACCGGAAGCGACGGGUGGCAGAGCCCGACGUCGUCGCGCAAUUUCACCGACCGCCCAAAGCCAGGCAUUGUUCGUCGUCCCACCCUACGGCGUGUCCGCUCAGCGGCGACAAUGUCUCAGUCAGACCAAACAGACCGGCCAACCACCCGAUCGUCCCCCGCCAUGUCAAUUUCUUCGUAUGCGGCGGAUAGUCCUCAGCACCCUCCCCUACCAUUCGACGAUAUUACGAUGCCACAGCAUCAACAAAGCUCUCACGGGCGACAGGUUCGUCGACCAAGUGCAUCACAGCAUCGUGCACAUGAGCGGCAAGAGUCAACAUCAACGUCGGUUCAGCCAACCAGUGUGGUAGAUGCCAUCGCACAAACCAUGGUGGGAGAAUGGAUGUGGAAGUACAUCCGCCGAAGAAGAUCGUUUGGUGGAGACAGGGACAACUGGGAAGGCCGUAAUGCCGAAGAGGUAUCUGCCAGCAUCACCAAUAGCGGAGUGAGGCAUAAGCGAUGGGUUUGGGUGGCGCCGUACGAACGAGCCAUCAUGUGGAGCAGCAAGCAACCGACCACUGGGCCUGCGCUACUUGGCAAGAGUGGUAGGAAAUUGGUUAUUCAAUCCGUUCUCGAUGUUAAAGACGACAACCCAUUACCCAAGGGGUUCAGCGGGCCGGCACAGUUUAAUCGCUCCAUCCUGAUCCUAACCCCUCAACGAGCACUGAAGUUCACAGCCACCAGCAUCGAACGUCACUACGUUUGGCUGACAGCUUUAUCGUUCCUGAGCCACUCGGCAAUGGGCGUUCAAGACCUCGCCGCACUACCACCAGCACCUCAGGAAGAGUACCCCAACCCAACACCUACAGCAGCUCUCCGCCGUAACCCAAUUCGCGACUCCAUUCGAAUUGCCAAGGGUCGCCCGCGACCCUUCCCCAAGGGCAAGAAACCGUCUUUUACCAAUAACCACCCAGAGCCUGUACCCGAGCUUCCCGACAAUCUUGAUGUUGGAGUGCGGGCCUCCGAAGAUGCAGCUGAUCCGCCGACGGUGCCGCGGUUCUCAAACCAUUCGCGCAAACGCAGCAACACGGCGCCGAGGGUGCCGAUCCCGAAUAUCCGCAGUUUUUCUAGCCAGAAUACGAUGCCAUCAAUGCGAAGCUCUCCUGAUGCGACGGGGCCGCCGUCUUCAAACUCAUAUGGACUGAACAGCGUGCGGAGCAGCUUUAGCCAUCGCACUUCGGAGACGAGUAGUGUCCGGACGGGAAACUUCUUCGACGCGAUCGGCACGGUACGCAUGGAGGCUUUUAUCGACCAGACGGAGUCGAACCGCUACCGGCCUGGGCCCGCGCGGCGCGAUACGCGCAAAGCCUCAACUCCUUGGAGUAUGAGCCAGGGAAUGGGAUACCCGGAAUUGGACUCUCCUGAGUAUCGCCAUGAUGAUCCAUUCCGAGGAUUCUAG
Messenger RNA from Aspergillus versicolor CBS 583.65, 3834 nucleotides. RefSeq names its product putative nuclear migration protein. The record is from RefSeq and is a predicted model, not a curated record. Gene Ontology annotation, molecular function: tubulin binding; phospholipid binding. The transcript is spliced from 2 exons. NCBI's taxonomy places the organism in Eukaryota, Fungi, Ascomycota, Eurotiomycetes, Eurotiales, Aspergillaceae. Gene Ontology annotation, biological process: establishment of mitochondrion localization; maintenance of protein location in cell cortex; microtubule cytoskeleton organization. Gene Ontology annotation, cellular component: cell cortex; mitochondrion. The coding region runs from base 1 to 3834 and encodes 1277 amino acids.